AUGGCUCCAAAUACAGACCUAGAGAUAAUGAUACCUAAUGCUUUUCCACCCAAUGACUUCAAAUUAUUCAACACAUUGGAUAUCAAGUACUGCAUGAAAAAUGACAGCCUUUGCUUACAAAUAUAUUGCAAGCUUGGAAACAUGGAAAGUGGAAAAGAAGCAACUGUUCAGUUGCAUCUGGAAGCUGCUCCUUCCCUUUUAGAAAUGGAUGAUGCAUCAGCAUUAAAGUUUGAAGUAAGAGCAACAGCCUCACCAGAAAAAAAUGCAAAAGUUAUUGAACUACACAAGGACAAGCAAGUUGCAUAUGUCUAUUUGGAAGGAAUGCACCACCAAAAGCCAAAAUACCAUGUUACUGUGUUAAUUAUUGGAAUCGGCUUAAUAAUUGGCGUUACCUUGUUUUUGCUUCUUUCAUUUUUGCUAUGGAAGAUUGGCUUUUUCAAAAGGCAAUACAAACCCGUCCCUCAAGACAAUAACAGAAGAGACAGCUGGAGUUUCACAAGAGGGAACAAAGAUGACUAA
Molecule: messenger RNA, 519 nt
Organism: Apaloderma vittatum (bar-tailed trogon)
Lineage: Eukaryota; Metazoa; Chordata; Aves; Trogoniformes; Trogonidae
Product: integrin alpha-4-like
Exons: 5
Coding region: 1-519 (172 amino acids)
Biological process (GO): integrin-mediated signaling pathway; cell-cell adhesion; cell-matrix adhesion
Cellular component (GO): external side of plasma membrane; integrin complex
Molecular function (GO): integrin binding
Source: RefSeq, a predicted model, not a curated record